Messenger RNA from Yamadazyma tenuis ATCC 10573, 372 nucleotides. RefSeq names its product prefolding complex chaperone subunit. Gene Ontology annotation, molecular function: protein folding chaperone. NCBI's taxonomy places the organism in Eukaryota, Fungi, Ascomycota, Pichiomycetes, Serinales, Debaryomycetaceae. Gene Ontology annotation, cellular component: prefoldin complex; cytoplasm. Gene Ontology annotation, biological process: protein folding. The record is from RefSeq and is a predicted model, not a curated record.
AUGUCUAUGAAUCCCGAAGCGUUGCAGAAGCUCUUACUUGAGAUGGACAACCAGCUCAACAAGUCGAGGGCCGAGUUGUCCAUGUGCGACUUACAGUUGAGCCGAGUGGAAACCAAUUUGAAUAUGAUCAAGCAAACCACCAAGUCCUUGAAUGCGGUUUGUGAUACUGCAAGUGAUGAGAAGGUGUGGAAAGGCGUAGGAAAGGCAUUUGUGGCCACAGAUGUCAAUACUUAUUUGAAAGGGGUGUCCAAUGACGAAAAAGAGUUUUUGGAUAGCAAAAAAAGCUUACAGACCAAACAACGGUACUUGGAGACCACGUUAAAGAAUACUAUAGACCACAUGACCAAGUUGGUGCUGGGAAAGUCCGGAUAA